Messenger RNA from Cadophora gregata, 2241 nucleotides. RefSeq lists its product as uncharacterized. The transcript is spliced from 5 exons. The coding region runs from base 218 to 1423 and encodes 401 amino acids. Gene Ontology annotation, cellular component: endosome; Golgi apparatus; trans-Golgi network. The record is from RefSeq and is a predicted model, not a curated record. Lineage: Eukaryota; Fungi; Ascomycota; Leotiomycetes; Helotiales; Ploettnerulaceae. Gene Ontology annotation, molecular function: antiporter activity.
CCUUUGUUGUCUUUGUCCUUUCAUCGCAACCCCCUCUCCCUCUCUCCCUCCCUCUUCCUCCACUCCCCGGUCCUACAAAGAGGUCGGCGAUACACGCAACCCGUCCAAGUUGUUUUUCGGUCGUUACCCUCACCACUCGAAUUGACACGGACCCCUGACGAAACUCGAGGUCUCGUUUCCUAUCGCAGAAAAGGUUUCUACAACACCAAAAGCCACCAUGAGCGAAGAGAAGGUUCGCGUAUCGGGCGAGGCCCCAAGGACAGCAACAGCAUCUAUUCUACCUACUGUCAAUCCAGAUGCAGAGAAGUCCCAGGCGCCAGCAUCAAACGGCAUCCACCCGGCAGUUUAUGUCGCAGUCUGGAUCAGUUUGUCGUCCAGUGUUAUCCUAUUCAACAAAUGGAUUUUAUCUACCUUGGGAUUCAAGUACCCAAUUCUCCUUACAUCAUGGCAUCUGAUCUUCGCAACCGUCAUGACUCAGAUCAUGGCUCGCACCACAACCCUCUUGGAUGGACGGAAAACGGUUAAGAUGACUGGACGAGUAUACCUCCGAGCUAUUGUCCCUAUUGGAGUAUUCUUCAGUUUGAGCUUGAUUUGCGGAAACUUGACAUACCUGUACUUGAGCGUCUCUUUCAUCCAAAUGCUCAAGGCUUUCACCCCAGUUGCUGUUCUUGUUGCUGGAUGGGUUCUCCAAAUCCACCCAGUCGACCUCAAGAAGCUCGGAAACGUCUCCUUUAUCGUCAUCGGUGUCGCCUUGGCCUCUUUCGGAGAAAUUGAUUUCGUCUUGACCGGUUUCUUGUAUCAGGUUGGAGGAAUCGCAUUCGAGGCAGUCAGAAUUUGCAUGGUUGAGAGGCUGCUUAAUGGUGCAGAGUUCAAGAUGGAUCCUCUUGUUUCUCUCUACUAUUUUGCCCCAGUAUGUGGCAUCAUGAAUUUCACGAUAGCUCUCUUCUUGGAAGUUCCCCAAGUCCAAAUGACUGAGAUCUACGCUGUGGGUCUCUGGACCUUCCUCGCCAAUGCGUGCUGCGCAUUCUUCUUGAACAUGUCUGUUGUGUUCUUGAUUGGCAAGACCUCAGGCCUCGUUCUCACCCUCUGCGGUGUCCUCAAGGAUAUUCUCCUCGUCGCCGCUUCCAUGCUCAUCUGGGGCACUAAGGUCUCCUCGCUACAAGCUUUCGGAUACACCAUCGCUCUUUGCGGCAUGGUAUACUACAAGUUGGGACAGAAGGAGCUGAAACCAUUCAUUGCAGAAGGUACUCGCAGAUGGGCUGAGUUCGGAGCCAACAAGCCCAUCCUCCGCAAAUUGGUCAUCUUCGGUCUAUUCAUCACCACACUAUUCGUCCUCCUCGGCGGUUUAGCUCCAACAUAUGCCCCAGAAUAUGACCCAAAGAGCUACCUUGCAGCGGCGAAGAACUCUCUUGGCAGCUCAUGAGCUCCUCCUGAGGAAUGCUGAAUAGAUAGAAGGGACGUGCUCCUCAGAAUCCGACUGGAUUAAGGUUGGAGAAUAUUAUCCUUUGUAAUCCAUACGGUUGAUGAAAUCAGUCGAGUUGUUCAAAUUUAAUGCAUCAGAAGACUGCGCACCACUGUUUCUGGCACAUAAUUUGACUUUGUUUCUUCAACGUCGUUGUUUGCCAUUCUUCCAAUUUCUGCUUUGUGCGCGUGUUUUAUGUACCAUGUUGAGACUUUUGAGAGCGAGCAUAGUAUGCUACGGAGCGAUGGUACGAGCGACUUCAUAUAGAAAUGGCUUUGGGGAAUCUGCUUUGCAAGAUAUGGUGUAUGAGUGUAGAAUGGCGUUCUUUGAGGAUAUUUAGGGACUUGCUUGAUUGCCUCUUCUCUGAUAGCUCCGAUUAGAUGGAACUGGAGAAUAGACAAUACGAACCGAUUGAUAGAUAAGACACCAUUGAGAUAUCUGCAUGUGUAGCUCCCCCCAUUGCCAUUGAUAUCCUUGCAGCAGAUACCAUGGCUUAUCCCGCUAGUACUUUCCUCUUAGCUGUAUAGCUAAAUCAUGCCGAUAUCUUACACAGAACUGCAACAGCUGUUUCUCAAAUCCAAGUACAUCAUCCGACAACUUACAGGAUUCAAACGGGCUCUGUUCUCACUUCCCAUAUUCCCACAGUCCCUCCUCAUCCGUAAUCGGUGCUUUCCUUGUUGUGCAUGUCGAAGCCUUCUCUUUUCGAACAUUUAUCCAUUCCAAUAAUUGCAUCUGAAAGGAAGAAUACUGCCAUGAAUACUUGGAGACGAAUAUCUUCA